AUGCUCUUGGAUGCCUUGUUUUCAUGCUUUUUACGCCGAAGUUCCUCCUUGGAUUCGAUCAAAAUUCACGAUCGAUGUGCCAGGGAAAUCGUUUUACGCGAGAUAGCUUUAUCACAGGAACUGAGAAGAGUGGCACAAGAAAUAAUGGAUUCGUCCGGGUUACGAAAACGGCACCAACAUCCACACUGCAGAAAUAUUUCCAUGCUUCAAGCCGACAAAAACCAUAUCCGAGUAAAGUUAGAGGGUCCAAACGAUUCACUUGAUAGUUCACGUGCUAACAGGCAAAGAAAUACUGAUCCUGUGCAAGGUGAAAGAACCAGAAUGCAAUGUUGUCACGCAAGUGUUCCCAGCAGCUUCUUGGCUGAAACUCCUCCAUGUCCAAGAUUAUUGAGAUGUAUUUCAACCGAUUCAGUAAAAAAGGCAUCAUCGACUUCUCGGAAAACUAAACCGGCUACUUUUGAUAAACAAAAAACUAUGACUACAUCUGCAGUUUCUACGCCUAUUAUUCGGACAGCAACGUUUUCAGCCAAUGAUCAAGACGAGCAUCCAGUUCUGCAUUCCAGUUCCUUUCGUACUGGUCGUUCACCUAAACCUGAUAUCGAAAGCUCUAAUGAAGAUAUUCGCAAGCAUCACAUUACCAGUGAAAUCCAUACUCGUGAACUCACAGACUCUCAAACCAAACUAGAUGAGCACUGUCCACCGAAUUCCGGACAAGUUUCACAAUCAACCAGCGGAAAACAGAUUACAGAUCAGAGUUCUGUUGCUAGGACUACGCCCUCUCGCGGUCGACCUAAGCCCUCAGCUGCUGCAACUUAUUCUGCAUCUUCUGCAUCCAGUAAUGCCCCAACAAAUGUAACGGUCAAUCAACAAAACCAACGUCCCAUUUCCCAGUCUAGUUCCUUUCAUUCUGGUCGUUCACCUAAACCUGAUUGCGAAAGCGCCAAUGAAGAUGUUCUUAAGCGUGCAAUUUCCAGAGAAAUCAAUACUCGUGAACUUGCAGAGUCUCAGACCAACGUAGACGAGUUAAUCGUGGAUGGACCGAAAGGCUCAGCCAACGGAAAUAAAGGAGCAGUAUUUGUUACUAUUCAAAAGAUUACUUUCUCGAAUUGCCAUGGGAUGAAAAAUUAUUUAGGUAUGAAAAAUACAUUGUUAACUACUUUAUGA
Molecule: messenger RNA, 1164 nt
Organism: Schistosoma turkestanicum
Lineage: Eukaryota; Metazoa; Platyhelminthes; Trematoda; Strigeidida; Schistosomatidae
Source: the annotation of a GenBank genome assembly